CUCUUAGAUUGCAUGCGUUUGUUAUGGUUGGAUAUCCACAAAUUGUUAAGGGUAAUCCAGGCAAAUACUAUAAUAGUAUAUGUUUCGUUGGUCGAAAUGGUGAUCUUAUCGAAACUUAUCAAAAAACUCAUUUAUUCAUGACUGAUGAAAAUUGGGCUGAAGAAGGCCCUGGAUUUAAAUCUAUAAAUGUGCCUGAGUUGGGAAAGGUCGGUUUCGGUAUCUGCAUGGAUCUUAACUCGUAUAAGUACCAGACUCCAUUUACUACCUUUGAAUUCGCACGUUUUCAUCUUCGUCAACAAAGUGACAUUAUACUAUGUUCAAUGGCAUGGUUGUCUGGUGGAAAUCCUGUUGAUUAUUGGUGUCAACGAUUACUACCAUUAUACAACGAUACGUAUGUGAAUGACGAAGAUCUACAAAAUCUAGAUGCUACUAGAAAUCGUAAUAUUUUAUUUGUUGCAUCUAAUCGAACUGGGUUCGAAAAUGGUUCGACUUUCUGUGGAAAUAGCUGUGUGAUUUCUAUUUCACCACAAAAGCAAAUUCGUCCAUUGCGUUUAUUAAAUGAUCACGAAGAAACUGUUAUGGUUGUUGACGUUUCACAUUUACUUUGA
Dentiscutata heterogama is the source of this 608-nucleotide messenger RNA. Lineage: Eukaryota; Fungi; Glomeromycota; Glomeromycetes; Diversisporales; Gigasporaceae. The record is from the annotation of a GenBank genome assembly.